AAUAUGGCCACCGAGCAGGUAACAGGUGUGUGAAGGUGCUCUGGUUUUUGGUGGUAGAGAAGGGUACAACGGUAAUGUACAUUCAGAAAAAGUUUUGCAUAAGGAUUUAAAGGACUAUUUUUGAUAUAUUCAAAACCUGGGGGAGAAAUCUUUUGUAGAAAGGAGUAUUUUAGGGGAGAUGUCCGGUAAAAAUACUAUCAAACAAAAACAGUCAUCCGUAACACCCGUAACAAGUGCUCCGAGAACAACUCAGAAUUCAAAGAACGCACGCACUGGAGAAAAAUCUCCCGUUCAAGGAUUGUUGAAUGCUUCCACCACUAGUGACAGUAGUUUUGUUUCGGGUAAGCUAACAGGGGAGCUAGAUGAGAUAAAACAACAAUUGAAUGAUCUUCCAACCAGAAAAGAUUUUGAGGCACUUAAAAAGUCCAUAGUGGGAAAGAAUGAACUGAAAUCUCUGGUAGGAGACAUUGUAAAGAAUCUUAUUAAUGUGUUUGAAGAAAAAAUGCAAAAAUGAACUCUCAGAAGCAACAACAAAUCUUAAAGAAGAAUACGAGGAAAAACUCAAUGCAAUGACAAUUGAAAAUGAAAACUUAGGGAGAGAGAUUAAAGCUUUGAAAGAAUCGAACUUAAAAUUGAAAACGGAGAUAAAUACAACCAAAGGGAGUAUAAGGGACACAAUAAGAUCAACAAACUUUAAUGAACAAUACUCUCGAAAAAAUAAUAUAAAAGUGUUCAAUCUUCCCACAAAACAAAAACAAGAACUGAGGAAAGAUUUCAUGGAGAUUCUAAGCAAAGAUUUGGGGCUUCAGCUAGAUCCACGAGAUGUGACUGAAAUUCACCGUAUUCCCACAGCCAAUCAACACUCCAGAGAUAAGCCAGUCAUCGUGCGCUUGGCAUCGUCAGAAGUGAAGAAAAAACUAAUGAGAGAAAAGAAAAAUCUCUCCGGUGACAUUCGUAUUGUGGAAGAUAUCACACAGAAAAACCUUGAUCUAUUGAAAUCGCUGCGAGAAAACGAUGACAUUGAAUCGGCCUGGUAUUAUAAUACCAAAGUAUAUGGGAGAUCCAAGAAUGGCAUUCAGGUGAAAUUCGAUGUUGGUGACAAUAUCAAACAAAAACUCAGAGAAGGGCGUUAAUCUCGUUGAUUUCAAACAAAAAUAUGCAAACAUUUUUGAAAAAUCACACAAUUUCAAAAAUAUAAUGAUAGUUAUAAAAAGUGUGGAACUUUGACACCUAAGGCUUCAUUUAAAAAUGCACUGACAUAUACGUAUAACAGUUUCAUGGUGUUUAAAUACCCUUCGUUCAUAAAAAAUCUAGCCAGCAACUGGUUUGUUGAUGCUAUACUCAUCUUGGGAUACUGAUUUAUUAAGAUGUAUAUGUGUAUGUGUAUAUAUAUGUAUAUAAUUUUUUAUUUAUAGCUGAUGACAAUUUUCUUGCUGGUAAACCGACAGUGAGUGUUUAUUUCAUGCUAUUUUCGAUCGGGAUCGGGAUAACAAAAUUUAUGUAAACAAGAAAGCAUGAAAUCAUAAACUCGUUGUCGGUAAGUACGACAAUUUUUUUUUUAGAUAUAUAAGAAACCACCACAGGAUUCAUGUUUCAAACAGAAUGAUUUUAAGGUUUUUUGAAAUUUGCUUUGUGUUCUGUGCUAUCUUACUCUGGCUUACUUUACAACCCUUUGUUACAUGUAAUAUGCAUUUGCUAGGUAUAGACUUUGUUUACAAUGAAUGAAAUCAAAAUAUUAACCGUUAACUGUCAAGGAUUAGGUUGUCAAGAAAAAAGGAAAAACGUUUUGAAAUUUUUAAAGUCAAAACGAUGUGACAUUUACUGUCUACAAGAUACACAUUUUGUUGAAAA
This is a messenger RNA of Ostrea edulis (European flat oyster), 1851 nucleotides long. RefSeq lists its product as uncharacterized. The transcript has a single exon. The record is from RefSeq and is a predicted model, not a curated record. Bases 486 to 1133 code for a protein of 215 amino acids. Lineage: Eukaryota; Metazoa; Mollusca; Bivalvia; Ostreida; Ostreidae.